AUGAUGAAAUCCUUCUCCACGUGCUUAGCGGUCGUUAGCGUCUUUCCAUGGAUGGUGAACGCACUGCCCAGCCCUGAAGAUCUCGCGGCCCUCGCCUACAGAGCUUGGGAUUUCCGUUUGCUCAGUGAAGCACCACCGAUAUGCAAUAGCUCCGUGAACAAUAUACAAUACUCUAUUCUCCACUACUCGGGUGCGAAAUCGCGUGACUGUCAGGCAUUGGACACUGCUCAAUUCAACUCAACGAACAUCAAGAGUAUCUCGUGGAAGAGUCCGUCGGAGGAGAACCGGUACGAUCUUUGCAUGUUCACCUCGUCUGAUUGUUCUGGUGGUGAGGAUGGACUGCUAGGGAGCAUUACCAAUGGGUGGGAUGUGUGUUAUUUGUACAAUGGGUUCAAGGCAUGGACUGUUGUUCCCAAUGGGAAUCCUUGUGUUCCAGUUGCGGGUGGUGAGGAUGAAGGUGGGGAGAAAUAG
Molecule: messenger RNA, 471 nt
Organism: Penicillium griseofulvum
Lineage: Eukaryota; Fungi; Ascomycota; Eurotiomycetes; Eurotiales; Aspergillaceae
Exons: 2
Coding region: 1-471 (156 amino acids)
Source: RefSeq, a predicted model, not a curated record